Messenger RNA from Pyrenophora tritici-repentis Pt-1C-BFP, 444 nucleotides. Its product is annotated as GlcG, protein, involved in utilization glycolate and propanediol. NCBI's taxonomy places the organism in Eukaryota, Fungi, Ascomycota, Dothideomycetes, Pleosporales, Pleosporaceae. The record is from RefSeq and is a predicted model, not a curated record.
AUGUCCACCAAAUCCACCCCAACCCUCACCCUAACCGGUGCGCGCCUCGCCCUCGCAGCCGCCGAAAAGCGCGCACUCGAAAUCGGAAUCCCUAUGAAUAUCGCCAUCGUAGACGCGUCGUGCCACCUCCUCGCCUUUGCGCGCAUGGAAGGCGCAAAAAUAACGUCCAUCAACACGGCCAUCGACAAGGCCUUUACCGCGGCAGGACACCGCGUGCCAACGUCGGUUUACAAAGAGAAUGUGUGGCCGGGCGGACCUGCGUACGGCAUUAACCACAGUAACGGGGGCCGCUUUAUGACGAUUGGCGGGGGUGUGCCGAUUAUGGAGGGGGGCGUUGUUGUGGGCGCGAUUGGGUGUAGUACGGGGUUGCCGAGUCAGGAUGAGGAUGUUGCGAAGAGGGGGGUUGAGGCUGUGGAGAAGGGGUUUGGGAGGGCGAAGUUGUGA